Molecule: messenger RNA, 1635 nt
Organism: Trichoderma aggressivum f. europaeum
Lineage: Eukaryota; Fungi; Ascomycota; Sordariomycetes; Hypocreales; Hypocreaceae
Exons: 15
Coding region: 1-1635 (544 amino acids)
Biological process (GO): transmembrane transport
Cellular component (GO): membrane
Molecular function (GO): transmembrane transporter activity
Source: RefSeq, a predicted model, not a curated record
AUGAGCGAAGAAUAUACAAAACACGAGAAUAGCGAUGACGCUCAGCUGGCGGCCAUGGGUCACCAGCCCGAGCUGAAUCGCAACUUUUCCACUUUAUCGAUGCUGGGACUAGCAUUCGCAGUGUUAAAUUCAUGGACCGCCCUCUCUGCAAGUCUCUCCCUCAGCUUAACCUCCGGAGGUAGUACCGGAGUUGUCUGGGGCCUUGUCACGGCAGGCAUAUGUAACCUUUGCAUCGCCGCGUCUCUAGCCGAGUUCCUGUCGGCUUACCCAACUGCCGGUGGACAGUACCACUGGGUUGCAGCAAUCUCUUGGCCCAAAUGGGUACCAGUCUUAUCAUGGGUAACGGGCUGGGUCAACGUCGCCGGCUGGGUCGCUCUCGUUGCCACAAACGCUCUUUUAUCCAGCCAACUCAUUCUUGGCAUCAUCUCUGCCACACAUCCUGACUACGAGCCCCAGCGCUGGCACCAGUUCCUCAUCUACAUCGGCUUCACUCUCGCCUCGUUCGUCAUCAACGCCUUUCUCAACUCCUUCUUGCCUCUUCUUUACCGCGGCGCCUUUGUGUGGUCCAUUGGUGGCUUUGUUCUCGUGUCAAUCACGGUUCUUGCCUGUGCAUCGCCUGAUUAUAACACGGCCUAUUUCGUGUUUCGCGAGUUCAUCAACGAGACAGGAUGGCCUGAUGGAAUUGCCUGGCUGCUUGGCCUCCUCCAAGGAGGUCUCGGUGUCACUGCUUUCGAUGCCGUCGCCCACAUGAUUGAAGGUAAUCAACUCCUUCACAAAUACCAUCAAACCACUAGCUCUCAACUACUCACGAUCAAACCAGAAAUCCCCAACGCCGCCCUAGAAGGCCCCAAGAUCAUGGUCAUCUGCGUCGGCAUCGGCACUUUCACCGGCGCCAUCUUCCUCAUCGUCCUGCUCUUCGUCGCCGGCAACAUCGACGAGGUCAUCAGCUCAGCCGCGGGACCUCUGCUGCAGAUCCUGAUCCACGCCACGAGCAACACUGCAGGCGCCAUCUGCCUUCUCAUGCUUCCGCUCGUGUGUCUUAUUUUCGCCACAUUUAGCGUCAUGACGACGAGCAGCCGCAUGAUUUUCGCAUUUGCUCGCGAUGGCGGUCUUCCUGCCUCCAAAUUCUUCGCUCGCGUGCAUCCCAAGCUCGGACUCCCGCUGAAUGCCCUCAUCCUCACCUCUGUGGUCGUCAUCAUCUUCGGCCUCAUCUUCUUAGGCUCGUCGAGCGCCUUCAACGCCAUCAUCUCUGCCUCCGUCGUCACACUUGAUCUCUCCUACGGCCUCCCCAUCGCUGUAAACUGUCUCCAAGGACGCCGAAAACUGCCUGAGCGGAAGUGGGUUCUCCCCAGCUGGUUUGGCUGGACGGCGGACAUCAUCUCGCUGUCGUACAUUGCGCUCACCACGGUUCUCUUCGUCUUUCCUCCAAUCCUGCCUGUUACAGGUAGCAACAUGAACUACUGCAUCGUUGCAUUCGCCAUCAUCAUCGCCAUUUCUCUCUUCCAGUGGAUCGUUGACGGCCGAAAGAACUUUACAGGUCCCCGCGUCAACCUUGUCAGUGGGCAGGUAAUGGGAGAAAACGUUACAGAAAUCACCAGUGUGGAGGAGGUGUCGGGAGGAAAUAAGGAAGCGUAG